Penaeus vannamei (Pacific white shrimp) is the source of this 816-nucleotide messenger RNA. The record is from RefSeq and is a predicted model, not a curated record. NCBI's taxonomy places the organism in Eukaryota, Metazoa, Arthropoda, Malacostraca, Decapoda, Penaeidae.
AUGCCCAAACCAAGGUUAUUGCCCCAAACCGAGGGUUAUUGCCCCAAACCGAGGUCUAUAUUGCCAAACCAAGGCCUAAUUGCCCCAAGGCCUAUAUUGCCCCAAACCCAGGCCUAUAUUGCCCCAAACCAAGGCCUAUAUUGCCCCAAACCUAGGCCUAUAUUACCCCAAACCGAGGUCUAUAUUGCCCCAAACCAAAGCCUAAAUUACCCCAAACCAAGGCCUCCUAUAUUGCCAAGGUCUACAAACCAAUAUAUGCCCCCAAACCAAACUAUAUUUGCCGACCAAAUACCAAAAAUUAUAUUGCCCCCCAACCCCAAACCAAAGCCUAUAUUGCCCCCCAAUAUUAAUAUUGCCCCAAACCAAGGCCAAACCAAGGCUAUAUGCCCCCAAGGCCUUAUAUUGCCCCCCCCAAGCCAAGGGGGUUUUUCUAUAUUGCCCCCAAAUCAGGCCUAUAUUGGCCCAAACCAAGGCCUAUAUUGCCCCAAACCAAGCCUAUAUUGCCCCAAACCAAAAAGGCCUAUAUUUACCCCAAACCAAGGCCUAUAUUGCCCCAAACCAAGGCCUAUAUUGCCCAAACCAAGGCCUACAUUGCCCCAACCUGCCUCCCUUUCUCGCCUCCCGGACCUUCCCUGCGUUUCACUUCUGCCAGUAAUGUCAAGACCUCUGUACACAGAGACAUUCUUUCGAUCCCCAAUGACAACCUUUAAAGGAAGUCGACUUUCAAUAAUUGCAAUCUCUAUUACGCCGACCUUUGAGCGUCAAUCUCUGCCUGACUCUCGAUAUAUGCUUGCGAAGACUCUUCUCAAGCUAUAA